AUGAAGCACACGUACUCCCUGUCCGCCGCCCUCGCCGCCACUUUCUCCCUCACCCUUGCUCAGUCCGCCGCACCACCUACCAUCCCGACUUGCGGCGUAAAUAACCUCUGCGGCAAGGAUACACCCUGCUGCUCGCAAUAUGGUCAAUGUGGUGUAGGAGCCUACUGUCUAGGCGGCUGCGACCCACGCUACAGCUACGACCUGCAAUCCUGCGUUGCGGCGCCCGUCUGCAAAAGCUCCGACUACAAACUCACCUCCCUCGACGAUGUUCAGCAGAACAAUGUCUAUCUGGGAGACUCGAGCAACACGAACUGGGUGUCCUCGGGAACACCGGUGGUUUAUAAUAACCAGGCUGUCCUUCUCACUAUGGCGCCUGAUACCGUGGGCACGCUGUUGAUGAGUACGCAUUACGUGUGGUAUGGACAGAUUAGUGCGACGAUGACGACGAGUCAGGGAGCGGGAGUGGUGACGGCGUUCAUUCUGAUGAGCGAUGUGCAUGAUGAGAUUGAUUUCGAGUUUGUUGGGGUGGAUCUGGAGCAUGCGCAGAGUAAUUAUUAUUUCCAGGGGAUCACCGAUUAUGACAACGAGCAGAACUUGACUGUGUCGAACACGGUUUCGAACACGCACACCUAUAUGGUUGACUGGCAGCCUGAUGCGCUAACAUGGUACAUCGACGGCAAGGCCAUGCGUACCAAGAACCGUAACGAGACCUGGAACGCCACAACGCAGCAAUACCACUACCCUCAAUCACCCUCCCGUGUCCAGCUCUCCCUCUGGCCAGCCGGCCUGUCCAAGAACGGUCAAGGCACAAUCGACUGGUCGGGAGGCCUGGUAGACUGGAGCAGCCCCUACAUGCAGAACGGGUACUACUACGCCAGCGUGUCAGAGGUCAAAGUAAACUGCUACAACCCACCUAGCGGUUUCGCCAACAAUAAUGGCAAUAAAGCGUACUACUACGAUAGCACGUUCGGUACAAACGACACCGUCUGCACAGGCAACAACAACACAGUCCUCGCCUCCUUCUUCGCCACAGGCGACAACAUGAAGGAAGAUCCCAACGCCUCCGCCUCCGCUUCAGCCAAGACCUCCGCCGCCACGGCCUCGGCUACUCCACAGACCGUGCCCGGUAUCGCGGGAGGUGGAAACGCAGGUAAUGCGGGCUCGACCACGGAUACCUCGUCUGGUAGUUCGGGCAGUGGGAAUAACCCCGGGACGAAUGGCGAUACGGGUUCGGGAUCGAAUCAGGGCGGUGGGAAUACGCAGUUCUCGCAGGGUGUCACGCAGGGGUCGAGUUCUAGUCAGGCGGCGCCGGGGACGAAGGUGACGACUGGGAGUGCGAUUGCGUUGGUGGGGUUUUUUGUGGCGUGUUUGAUGCUUUGA
Molecule: messenger RNA, 1380 nt
Organism: Recurvomyces mirabilis
Lineage: Eukaryota; Fungi; Ascomycota; Dothideomycetes; Mycosphaerellales; Teratosphaeriaceae
Gene: UTR2
Product: putative glycosidase CRH2
Exons: 2
Coding region: 1-1380 (459 amino acids)
Biological process (GO): cell wall organization; carbohydrate metabolic process
Cellular component (GO): cell wall
Molecular function (GO): hydrolase activity, hydrolyzing O-glycosyl compounds
Source: RefSeq, a predicted model, not a curated record